Molecule: messenger RNA, 2100 nt
Organism: Penaeus chinensis
Lineage: Eukaryota; Metazoa; Arthropoda; Malacostraca; Decapoda; Penaeidae
Exons: 6
Coding region: 281-2056 (591 amino acids)
Source: RefSeq, a predicted model, not a curated record
AACAUACGAUUCAGGCAGGAUAUAUACGAAUAUGUAUCAGUUCGAAAAAAAAAGCUAUUGGUGAGAGACGUGUGACUUUCUUCUUGAGCUGCAUUUUGGUAUGCUGUACGAGAGGUAAUCGCUGAUGGCCGAAGGGUUAAAAAGAGAAAAAGAAAGAAAAUCGAGAGAGAGAGAGAGAGAGAAAAAUGAACAGCGGAAGUGUCAAAAUAUUUGAAAAGCUGAACCGUUAAAACAUUUGAAAAGCGUAACCGUUAAAGCACUCGAAAAACGAAACCGUUUGAUGAAAAUGUUGUGGAGAUCGCUACUGGUGUUAUCUUCCGUGCUGGUCUCAGUCACGGCUGAAGCUUACUCCGUCCCUUCCGCAUGCCUGGUGAGGACUUCGAUCACCACCGUGCUUCGUCGCGGUUCGAUCCUCGACUUCGAAGCCUUCGUGAGCUCCCAGUCCGUGACCUUAAUUGUCACCCAGCUUGGCAAGACCAUUAAGACGUUGCUCACUAACGAGACUGCUCUGGUUAUGACUCCUGGCUACAGUAAGGCGUACCCCGUAUCGCUAUGUGGGUGGAAACGCUUUAGAAUUGAGGUUGAUGGGAGUCUAUUGCUGGCGGAAAGGGGAGGAGGUAUCUUGUUGGGCGAACAAGCGGAUCGUCAGCUUGGUCUCGACUCGGUUUCGGAGAUUCGUGUCGCUGUGUCGGGUUCGGCGCUCAUGGGCAACUGCAAGACAGGCAGCCCCACAUGGAUCAUUUACAGCCACGAGUUAACAACCGUAAAGAUAUUCAACGAAGAUUUUUCGAGUAAGAACUUUACCCUCAGUUCAAGAGAUUUCUUCCUCGUGUACCUCGAAUUGUGUUCGAAGGUCUUACUUGUGGCUGGUCUUCGCAGAUCUGGCUUUAGUUUGCAGUUUGAUCGGGUGAAGAUGACAGUCACGCCCGUACUCCUCCAGCCUCCCUUUCGUCCACUUCACCGCCCGAUAUUCUGUCCCGAGAGGUACGUUGACCUGCAGUUCUCAUCCAAGGCUGCCGAAUCUUCCAUCUUCCUCACUCUGAACCCACCGAAUUCCGAGGUCAAAGGUGAAUCUGUCAGCACAGGACCAAUAGGGAUGCCUUCUAAUAUUACUGGCGAGAGUGGGUUCUCUUCAGGCGGUGACCUAGUGACCUCGUCUGACAUCAAGCAUGUAGUUGACCAUGCUUCCGGAUCUGGCAACGGCACAGUGACCUCGUCUGACACCGGACAUGCAGGUGCCCUCGAUUCCGAAUCUGGCAACGGCACAGCGACUUCGUCUGACACCGAACUUGCGGGUAACCUCUCCUCCAGUCCUAGUGCCAGGCCCAUGACCUCCGAAAACACGACCUUUGACCCCAGACGACCUACCUUCCCCGUCGUGACGAUCCUUAACGGCGAACCAGUAACGACCCCGAGAGCUUUUCCCGAUGGAGGAGAAGACCAUAGAAAUGACCUCACGCUGUCUGAGCUGGUAACGUUGAUAGCCAUGGUGAUAACUCUGAUUGCUUGUAUGACUGCUGUGUUUUGCAUCAGAUAUUACCUUGGGUACUUCAGGAUAAGGUGUAGGCGGCGAGACACUGGCAAAACGACCUCCAAUCGCCAAGCCUCCCCAGCGCCAUCUACUACGGGUAGUUACGACUCGGACGGUUAUAUCACGCUGGACGACCUCCCGAAGCGACCUCUGCCACGACCUCCCUGUCCCUUUCCGAGAACGAGGCAGAUAAACGCCGCCGUUUCUUCCUCUUCCUCCUCUCGCACUUCGUUUUCUGUGGUCUCUUCCUCUUCGUCUUCUUCCUUCCCCCGCUCUUCCUCCGAAAGGGCGGCGAACCAGGCUGCCAGCUUCUCGGAAACUCCAACUCCCCGACACUCCCAUGCCCUCCGACUCGACCCCAGCCAGGACUCCGCCACCUCGAGGGGGAUUUUUUCGGCCAAAGACUCGACAGCCUACGAAACCGACUCCCUCUACGAAGAAAUCCACAUCUACGUCGACAUCGAAGGCGAGCGGUUGUACUCCAAUGUCCCGGCAGGUGGCGCGAGCGCGGAGGCGACGGGGUGACGAGUCGCGGACGGAACGGAUGAUUUUGUUUGGAGGAGGGCGAG